Messenger RNA from Drosophila hydei, 1770 nucleotides. It is a transcript of the gene eIF4H2, whose product is annotated as GATA zinc finger domain-containing protein 14. Lineage: Eukaryota; Metazoa; Arthropoda; Insecta; Diptera; Drosophilidae. The coding region runs from base 89 to 1375 and encodes 428 amino acids. The record is from RefSeq and is a predicted model, not a curated record. The transcript has 2 exons. Gene Ontology annotation, molecular function: RNA binding.
UCUGUCAUAGACAGUAUCCACAGCGUCUGGGAACACGAGCUCCGGACUUCAAAAAUAUAUUGUUUAAAUACUGAAAAGCUCGUAGAAUAUGGCAGAUCGGCCAAACAACGAUAGAGGUAACAACAGCAAUCAUGACCGUGACUAUCGAGGCAACUCUCAGGAAUAUCGAAACUUUCACAAUCGCAAUCGAGACUUUCGGGAUCGCAACAGGGAGGUCCCAACCGAUCCCCCCUACAUUGCCUUCGUUGGUAACCUGCCCAAGGGUCUCGUCCAGGGCGAUGUGAUGAAGAUUUUCGAUGAUUUCGAAGUGAAGAGCGUUCGCCUGAUCAAAGAUCGCGAAACAGACGAGUUCAAGGGCUAUGGCUACGUUGAGUUCACAACACUGGACCAGCUAAAGCGUGCGCUCUCUCGCAACGGACGCAUCAAACUGGACAACUUAUCGGCACCGCUGCGCAUCGACAUUGCCGACCAUCGGCGCCAGGGCGGCAAUGGUGGCACCAAUGGCGGCGGCGCUGCCUCGAGCAGCGGCGGCAAUCACAAUCAGCGUCGCAAUUUUCAGCGCGACAACAGCGUCGGCUCGCAGAGCUACCAGGGCCAGUAUUCGCGGAAACAGAACAGCCCUGGGCGCCCAGUGGGCAAUCGAUCUUCCAAUAGCAACUUUCACAUGAGCAGGCAGGAGAGCAGCCCGCGGCAAGGUGGCUAUCGCGGCGGUCGUGGCGGGGGCGAGAGAAGGGGUGGCGGCAGGGGUGGUAGCGGCGGCGGCGGCGGCGGUAGGGGUCAUCACAAUAACGAUGGCUACCAGACCAACGACGGCAGCAACAGCAGCGACUUUGGCUCCUUGGGCGGCGGCAGCCACGAUACCUCCAGCCUGGGCAGUCCCAGGCAGUGUGUGGAGCCGCACAUAUCGUCGACGAGCUUCCAGAGCAGUCGCAGCUUUCCGCACUACACGAACAACAACAACAACUACAACAAUCGAUACAAUGAUCGCGGUAACAACAACUACAGGCGUGGCGGCACCCAGCGCCAGCGCAGCAUCAGCAAUGACAACGGGCACUAUUCAAACUUCGGACAGAACCGAACACGAGAUCGUCGCGGCCACUACAACCCCAACGAGAGGUACAAUCAGCCAUCGAGCGGCACGGUUAGUCCGCCGUUCUCCAACCUGGACGACGAUGAUCGCCCGAAGAUUGUGCUGCAGCCGCGCACCGUAACCGAGCCUAUCAAUGCCCUGGCCGAGACGAAGCAGGCAGCGAGUAUUUUUGGCAAUGCCAAGCCGCGCAUGAGUCAACCCUCUCCGCCGAGUACGCCAAAUGGUGAGCCGGAGCAGCUGGACGAUUCGCAGCCAGGUGGCAGCAACAAAAACGUGGAGCCAUAACCCCACCAAAAUAUAUAUCAAAAUGAAUGAAUGAAAAAGAAAAAAACAUAACAAGUGUAGCUUAGCCAAAAAUGCGAAAAUUACUUAAUCACCCUCAAUCGAAACAACAACCACAACAAGAGCAGCUACGGGGAGCAUUAACUAUUCGACCAACCAGUACCCAACCGGCAGCCUACCCAUUCUGAUACAAUCUAUGUAAAUAUGUAAAUAUGUGUAUAUAUAUGUGCAGUUAAGUAUAUAUAUAUGUAUGUAUAUUCCAUACACUCUGUACACACGUCUAGCAGAGUAUAUCACCAUGGUGCGGCUCGUUGUAAACUCUUGAACAUUUGAAAUAAAUUUCUACGUGAUUGUGUUAAUUUUGUACGAAAUUUACACUUUCAUAUGCAGCAAUUAAA